Molecule: messenger RNA, 2410 nt
Organism: Myodes glareolus (Bank vole)
Lineage: Eukaryota; Metazoa; Chordata; Mammalia; Rodentia; Cricetidae
Source: RefSeq, a predicted model, not a curated record
GUCCCGGGUGCCGGCGGCCAUCCGGAGCUCCGUCGGGUCACCGGAGGGACCCGUGGCGGAACCCACCCUGAGGCUUUGGGAUUCUCCCGAAGCUUUCAGGCUGCCUGAAUAAAGAACAAGGUUGGAGUGGGAAAAGAGAGGAAACUUCCUGUCUGCCAGUUUACAAGAAAUUGGCUAAUGGAAUCUGCCAAGAAGAUGGACGUCAUCAACGUCAUCGCCUUGCCCAUGAUACCAAUGGAUGAGCACCAGGUGGUCUCUGUCAAUGCCCGGAAAGCACUGGAGAAUUCUUUGAGGAAACAGUUGCAAGAACAUCCCCCCACAUGCAUCAUUGGCUCCAUGAGCCAGGUGAACCAGAAGAUUACUGAGAUAGACCUGGGCCCCAAACUGUGGGCCAGCAUCUCGGCAAUUGAGGAAUAUGAGUUGGAGAAGAAGUCUUUAAAAGAGAAAACUCACGGCAGCCUGGGAGACAAAGCCAGGCGACCAAAGGAAGAGUCACCGAUAUCCUGCAAAGGCUCAGAGCUCCGGAAUGCCAAGGUGGUCCUGACAAAAAGGAAAAGAGCAGAUAAAAAUCUGCUGGCGGAGCUUCACCAACACCCCCCGUUUGAUGAAACUAGGCCCAACAGGCUUCCCAAUGGCGUGGACUUCUGCGAUAUGGUGGGCAAUGUGAUUCGGUCUGAGAAAAACCCCCUUAGUGGCAAGUCUUAUUGUUCAGACAGAGAAUUAGAGAAGUUUCUAUCUUCUCCCUCCCUGAGCGCCAUCUGGCUGGACAGCUUUUGGUGGCUAUUUCAUGAACGGUACCAGCCAAACAAGGAGAUCCAAAACAAGCUGUUUGACCGGAUAGCCCGGAAUUACGCCUUGCUGUUGUUCAAGACGGUUCGGUCCCACUAUGAAGAGGCACUCAUAAAAAGGCUCCCAUCGCUUCUGAGCAAAGCCCUGUAUACCAGUUUCUGCUGCUCCUUCCCCCAGUCCUGGUUCGACACCCACGAAUUCAAGUCAGAAAUUUGUAAUACCAUGGACCUGUGGAUCUCAGGGACGUAUCCUUGCCCAAAGAGCUAUGACAAUUGGGACUACUCGGAGCUGGAUCCAGAGAGGUUCCGGAGAGAAGAACUGAUGUUACAGAGCAGUCGACUUAUAAGGGGAAGAGAGUUCAGCCUCUUCACUUGUAAGAAAACCACCACCCAGAAGGUGGAACAGAACAAAAACAAGAAAUUCUUUCGCCUUCCGGUAAUUUUAAAGAUGGCAGAAGGCAGCGUCUAUAAAGAGGAGCUUGAGCUGGAAGAUGGCUCUGUUGAAUCACUUUUUUGCUGUAUCACAUUGACAGACCAGCCAGCAACAGCUCUGUCCUCCCGGAAAGCCACGCCGCAAGUCAAGAGGAUCUCGGAAGCCAGAGCAUUAAUGAAUUUUUUGCUGAAAAAGUCCCACCCUGCCGGCAAAAGCCCCAAGCUGACUUCAAACCAAUUCAACCUUUAUGGGAAGAGUCCGCUAAUCGUGUACUUCUUCCUCAACUACUCCCAGCUGCAGCUGAAUGGCCAGGAUUUGCUGGUCAGCAGGCGAGAAAAGACCAGUGUCGUCCCUGACUCUGCCAUGACCUACGCUGACAUCAUCUGCCUGGUCAUGAAGAACAUGGAGACUCGGAAGAGAAAGCUCAGGCGGCUGUAUGAGCUGCACGAGAAUGAGUGGACCUAUUUUAACAACUACCUAACGGAGCUGCAGGAGAACUUCGAGAGGGAGGUGAAUAUUAUCAAUCAAAAAGCAGCAGAAAGAAAAAGGGCCAGAUAUGCCUUUCUCUCACACUCCUUACUGUUUGAUGACGUGUUUGACAAGAAAUCCAAAGGAAACCCCCACCGAGAAACGGUGUUUCUCUCAAGGAAGAAACAGAAAGAGGUGGCAGAGAAACAGAAGGUUUCCCAGUCCCCUUUCUCAUUUCGAAUUACCGUGGACAACUACUCCCUGGGCCUAAGAAGCCCCUGCAGAAUCGGAUCUGGUUCCAGUACCAGCAAGCGCAACACCAAGAUGUCCAGAAUCAAGCAGGAGAUGCUCUUUAGACUCUCACCGUCUUCCAUGGAAUGAAUGCCAAGGAUCGGCUCGGACUGCAGAGGUGGUGCCUGCCUGUGUCAUCGGAUGGCAGUGAGAACUCUGCUGCAACAAGGGCCAUGCUGAGUCUUCCUCAGUCCACGGGAUAAAGAAUAUUAAAGUUCUCAUCUACCACGAGCCAAAGUGAGGGCUGAGAGAAGGUGACUCACCUCAUCCAUUCAGACAUUUACUAAUGCAUUCUUUCAUUCACUUAUUAACAAUAACCACACAAUUCAACACAUCAUUAUGAAACAUAGCAAGACCUUGACUCAAAAAAACAAGCAAACAGGAAGUAUUAGAAGGGAACUGAGCCAGGUGGUGGUGGCACACGCCUUUA